Molecule: messenger RNA, 545 nt
Organism: Neltuma alba
Lineage: Eukaryota; Viridiplantae; Streptophyta; Magnoliopsida; Fabales; Fabaceae
Product: TMV resistance protein N-like
Exons: 1
Coding region: 60-545 (161 amino acids)
Biological process (GO): signal transduction
Source: RefSeq, a predicted model, not a curated record
UGAUCGAUCCGUUGAAGCGUUUUAUUGAUUGGCCUCCUGCCUGAUUCCCUCAAUAAGCCAUGGCUUCUUCUUCUUCUAGUUCUUCCUGGACUUACGACUUGUUCUUGAGUUUUAGAGGCGAAGACACUCGUGACGGUUUUACUUCUGAGCUUUAUAGCGCUCUAGGGCGGUCAGGGAUCCAUGCUUUCAUGGACGAUGAAGGAGUUGAGAGGGGAGAAGAGAUCUCUGCCUCACUAUUGCAAGCAAUUGAACGAUCACGAAUUGCGUUGGUAAUUUUGUCUCCAGAUUAUGCAUCUUCCAGAUGGUGUCUGGAUGAACUGGUGAACAUAAUAGAGUGUCGAAGAUCUGCAGCUCAGGUGGUUAUUCCCAUAUUCUAUAACACAGAUCCGUCUCAUGUUCGUAAACAGACAGGUACAUAUGGUGAAGCGAUGAAACGACACGAGCAAAGGUUGGGAGGGGGCGGUGAUCACCGGGUGCUGCGGUGGAGGCUGGCACUCACGGAAAUCAGCAACCUUUCUGGGUUUGAUUCCGGAACAUUUCGGUAA